GGCGUGUCUCGUAUUUUCUUUCUACGACAGCUAUGAACACCCCAAAUUUCAGGGGGCUGUGCAAAACCACUAAAAGUUCGGGGGCGUUUUAUGAAAUUAACCCCGUACAUUCUCCAAAACCGCAUCCAAUAUCUGACCGUUUCAAGUCACUUCACCGCACGGCCGUCUCCCAAACAAACCAAUUUCCUCACCCUUUCCUCUCUUCUCCUCCUCCUCCUCGACUCGUACGUAUUCCAAAAGUUUUCCCAUCUACAGGAGCAAAGCCCAAAUGGUGCACUACCACAAAAGGCAAGACUCCGGCGACCUCCACCACCUCCUCCCCUUCCUCCACCCGAAGCACAAACCCGCCCUCCUCCGCCUCCUCCUCCUCUUCUCCUUUUUCUCCCUCUCCUUCAUCUUCGCGAGCUCCGCCUUCGCCCGACCAACGAAACCGGCUCGGCUUGCGACGUGGUCCACGACGUCCCGGCGGUGUUCUUCUCGACCGGUGGGUACACCGGGAAUGUCUACCACGAGUUCAACGAUGGGAUAAUCCCUCUCUAUGUAACUUCGCAGAAGUUCAAUAGGAAAGUCGUGUUCGUGAUAUUGGAGUAUCACGACUGGUGGGUAAGCAAGUACGCGAACAUCCUCUCCAGGCUCUCCGAUUUCGACCCCAUCGACUUCGGCAGCGAUAAGAGGGUACACUGCUUCCCUGAGGCCAUAGUAGGCCUCAAGAUUCACGACGAGCUCGCCAUCGAUUCGACCAAGAUGGAGAACAAUAAGACUAUUCGAGACUUUCGAAACCUGCUCGAUGAGUCUUACAAGCCAAGAAUCGAGCACAUCAAACAAGAAGAAGGAGGUGCAGAUAACAAGCAGCAACGGAUACGGACACCCGAUUCACGGCCCAGACUCGUGGUCGUGUCACGAAACGGGUCGAGAGGGAUCGAGAACGAGCCCGAAUUGGUGAACCUGGCGGCCAAAAUCGGGUUCAGGGUCGAAGUCCUCCGCCCUGACAGAACGACAGAGCUCGCCAAGAUAUACCGAUCGCUGAACUCCUCUGACGUGAUGAUUGGAGUUCACGGGGCCGCGAUGACGCACCUCUUGUUCAUGAGACCCGGCGCGGUGUUCAUACAAAUAGUGCCGCUGGGGACGGACUGGGCGGCCGAGACGUACUACGGCGAGCCGGCGAAGAAGCUGGGACUGGAGUACACGGGACAUAAGAUAUUGCCGAGUGAGAGCUCGUUGUACAGAGAAUACGAGGAGGAUGACGCGGUGUUGAGAGAUCCUGAGAGCGUGAAUGCGAGAGGGUGGGAGGUUACGAAGAGGGUUUAUUUGGAUGGGCAAAAUGUGAGGUUGGAUUUGCAAAGAUUUAGAAAAAGACUCGUUAAGGCUUAUGAGUACUUGGUUUUGAAGAAGCAGGUGAAGUAAUAUCGAGGCUUGCUCUGUUUUCCAAUUUGUGGUAGAAUAUGAUGAAGAUGCAAGUGUUGUAUAUAGUUCAGAUUGAAGGGGGGGAUCAUAUACGCUCGUGAAAAAAAAAAUAGGGUUUUGUUUUGUGGAUCGAAUUGGAUAUAAUUGAGGUGGUGUUUUGUUUGGAAGAUUAUUUGCUAGGUACGUUUGUUUGCCGGGAGGCUGUUUUGUUAACAAAAUUUUGAUUGUAAGUGUAGUUAAAAUUGUAAUUUCCAUUCUCCGAAGCUUUAA
Molecule: messenger RNA, 1674 nt
Organism: Asparagus officinalis (garden asparagus)
Lineage: Eukaryota; Viridiplantae; Streptophyta; Magnoliopsida; Asparagales; Asparagaceae
Exons: 1
Coding region: 91-1404 (437 amino acids)
Molecular function (GO): glycosyltransferase activity
Source: RefSeq, a predicted model, not a curated record